Molecule: messenger RNA, 592 nt
Organism: Brassica oleracea var. oleracea
Lineage: Eukaryota; Viridiplantae; Streptophyta; Magnoliopsida; Brassicales; Brassicaceae
Exons: 1
Coding region: 52-489 (145 amino acids)
Source: RefSeq, a predicted model, not a curated record
CGUUCUAUCGACAAAUAUUGAUCUUCAAGAACCAAAACAGCAUAAGCUCCAAUGGCAACGACUAGCUCUAGUAGCAGCACUUCGUUGUAUCCUCCUGUCCAGCAACCGCAACAGACAUUAGUAGGCAAUGAGAUCGAACCUACGGCGACAAAUGCUAAUCUGGUGGCCGCACCAAACGGUCCAAACCACUACUCGUCCGGCUCCAUUGGACCCUUCUUCGCUGUCAUCUCUGUUCUCGUCGUUCUUGCAGUUCUCUCCUGCUUCUUGGGCCGGAUAUGCGCACGGCGAAGACGUCAGAGAAGUGGUGUAGUGGCUGAAGUCAAUCCGUUGGAGAUGAUAAAGAGUCGUGGGCUAUUAGGGUGGCUGAGACGGAAAUGGACACGGUGCUUGACCGGAGACGUGGAGGCUGGAGCUAAAGUUACUGACUGCACCGGCAAAGAAACACCUAAAGAUGGUGAUCAUACUCGUCUAGAAGCUCCUCCAGCUUGAGCUUCGAUUCAAGAUAUGUGUGAUUGAGAGAGAAAAGUAAUAAACAUUUUUAGAAGCGUUUCAACUAGAAUGUAAGCAAAUUUUAUCAUAUACGAAUGUUGUU